AAAUCUUCUUUUUCCUUUCAAGCCUUCCUGUUUAUGCCAGUUCUCAAGCUACAACUAAACCCAUUUGAUCUGAAGUUUAUAACUUGGUUUGAGUUUUCGCUUCUCGACUCGAAAGUCUCGACUUUUCGAUCUGAGCUUUUCGUGUCUACUGUGUUUGUUUUAACAAAAGGAGUCUCUGCUUCAAUGGCAGCGAGCGAUGAAGUUAAUCUUAUUGAUAGCAAGACAGUGGUUCCUCUCAACACAUGGGUCUUAAUCUCAACCUUCAAACUAUCCUACAACCUCCUCCGUCGAUCAGACGGUACAUUCAACCGCCACUUAGCCGAGUACCUUGACCGUAAAGUCACCGCAAACGCCAACCCUGAAGACGGCGUGUUCUCAUUCGACGUGGUAAUAGACCGAGCCACCAGCCUCCUAAGCAGAGUCUACAGACCAGCUUACGCAGACCAGGAGGGAGGACCUGUUAGUGUCUUAGACCUCGAGAAGCCCCUUGAUAACGAGAUAGUCCCCGUGAUACUGUUCUUCCACGGAGGCAGCUUCGCUCACUCCUCAUCCAACAGCAAGAUCUACGACACUCUCUGCCGCAGGCUCGUUGGCGCGUGCAGCUGCGUUGUCGUCUCUGUGAACUACCGCCGCGCGCCUGAAAGCCCUUACCCUUGUGCUUAUGAUGAUGGCUGGACGGCUCUCAACUGGGUGAACACGAGGACGUGGCUUAAGUCCAAGAAAGACUCGAAGGUUCGUAUCUUUUUAGCGGGAGAUAGCUCAGGUGGGAACAUAGUCCACAACGUAGCUUUAAAGGCAGGUGAAGCGGGGAUUGACGUUUUAGGGAACGUUUUGUUGAAUCCUAUGUUCGGUGGGGAGGAGAGGACUGAGUCUGAGAAGCGUCUGGAUGGGAAGUACUUUGUGACGGUUAGGGACCGUGAUUGGUAUUGGAAAGCUUUUUUGCCUGAAGGGGAGGAUAGAGAGCAUCCUGCUUGUAACCCGUUUGGGGCAAGAGCGAGGAGCUUAAGAGGGUUGAGGUUUCCCAAGAGUCUUGUCGUUGUUGCGGGUUUGGAUUUGAUUCAGGAUUGGCAGUUAGCUUAUGCGGAAGGGCUUGAGAGAGCUGGGAAAGAGGUUAAGCUUGUGCAUUUGGAGAAGGCUACUAUUGGGUUCUACCUGUUGCCUAAUAAUAGUUAUUUUCAUAGUGUUAUGGAUGAGAUUGCUGCGUUUGUGAACGCGGAGAGUUGAGGUUUAGUGGUGACAUCUUUUGUUGUUUAUAAUGUUUGGCUUGUAGUUGUUAGUCUUUACUUAUAACUAAUAUAGCUGAUUCUUCAGCAUUGGAGUGAUAGUUAAUGAAUGUAUACUUCAAGAAUGUAUGUAGUAUUAGCUUAUGGAGUUAUCUUGUAUUGUAUUUUUGCUCCUUUUUUUCAUUGUACUCUGAUGUAUUUACAAAAUAAGGUGUGCACUUGCAUUACCAUGAGAGUAUUUUGAUUUAACGUUA
Messenger RNA from Brassica rapa (field mustard), 1477 nucleotides. Its product is annotated as gibberellin receptor GID1A. Gene Ontology annotation, molecular function: gibberellin binding; hydrolase activity. NCBI's taxonomy places the organism in Eukaryota, Viridiplantae, Streptophyta, Magnoliopsida, Brassicales, Brassicaceae. The record is from RefSeq and is a predicted model, not a curated record. Gene Ontology annotation, cellular component: cytoplasm; nucleus. Gene Ontology annotation, biological process: positive regulation of gibberellic acid mediated signaling pathway; raffinose family oligosaccharide biosynthetic process; floral organ morphogenesis.